AUGAAACUCAAGUCGUCUUCAUCAUGUAUUAAUAGCAAGAAACAAAAGUCAUUUUUUAAUAUAGAACAACUUCAAUCGGAAGCGACGUCAUUAAUAUCUUCAUCUGCAAUUGUCGCGUUGGAUGAUUAUGAGGGUUGUCAUCCAUAUCGUUGUAAUGACAUACGAGAAAUAAGUCAACAAGACAAGAAGAAAUGA
Clunio marinus is the source of this 195-nucleotide messenger RNA. The record is from the annotation of a GenBank genome assembly. Lineage: Eukaryota; Metazoa; Arthropoda; Insecta; Diptera; Chironomidae.